AUGUGCAGAAUGGAAGACCCGAUUGAGCUCAUUUUAUGUCAUGGAGGAUAUAUGGAUAUGACAGGGGCUGUUCCAAAGUACGUUGGAGGUGAUGAAGCUGUGGUGAACAUGGUUGUCGAUGUAUUGUCCUAUUUCGAGCUAACAAAGACUCUAAUUGAAGAUUUAGAGUAUGUCUCCGUGGAAAGGCUUUGGUACUUGACUCCGGGUAAAAGUAUGGCCACUGGAUUGCACGAAAUUCAUUCAGACGCGGAGGUUAUGAAUGGAUUACUCCCAUGUGUAGCUAAAGGACAGGUGAGGGUCUACUUUGAAGCAACAAAAGACUUGGUUGAUGAUGGAUUUAUGGGUGACAACUACGGCCAUGAGCAUGAUGGUUCUGAUGAGGAUGGUGAAAACUCGGCUGUACCUGAGUUUGUUCGAGUAGGGGAAGAAGAUGAUGCCCAAACAUCUGAUGAAGAGUACCAUGAAAUCAGGCAGAAGGUUCAAAACAGGAGACAGAAUUAUAGAGCUCAGAUUCAGGAUUCGGGUAAGGAGGUUGAUCAAGUGGUAUUGGAGGAGGAUGAGGGCAGUGAGAAUGGAGGGCAGAAUGUGAGUGGAAGUGAAGAGCAGAAUGUGGGCAGUGGGAAUGGAGGGCAGAAUGUGAGUGGAAGUGAGGAGCAGAAUGUGGACAGUGGGAAUGGAGGCAAUCAACCAUCUCAAGCUGGUGAAGAUGAUGCAAAUAGUGGGGGAUCAAUGAAAACUGAGGGGUCGUUUGCUUGUUGGAUUUGGGUCAUGGAUUUGGUACCAAAAUCCCAAGCUUGA
Molecule: messenger RNA, 798 nt
Organism: Linum tenue
Lineage: Eukaryota; Viridiplantae; Streptophyta; Magnoliopsida; Malpighiales; Linaceae
Source: the annotation of a GenBank genome assembly